GUAUUCCCGGGAUUCCACACAGGAAGGUCACACCAUCCCUCACCAUCAUCAGGUAGAUGGGACAAAACAUGUAGACCUAAAGUUUAAUUCCAAGAAAUAAAAGGGCAGUUUUCUAUGUAAUCUCUUAUUCUUUUUUUUUUCUACAAAUAUAUUCUGUCAUCAUUUGGGUUUAGGGUGAAGAAUUGCAAUACAUAAAAGUUGAGGUUAAAGAGGAAGAAGAAGAGAUGUUGGUGAGUGGAGAUCAGCCGUAUAUGGAGCAGGGAGAGAGUGUUAUGGAAAGUAAACAGGAUCAAUCUUCUCAACAAUUGGACACAAAUGCCAAGGAACACUAUAUUUGGAACAGGAAUACCUCUGGGGGACAUUUGAUUUUAUCUCCAGGUUGUAAUGCAGAAGAUAAUGUCCUCACACAAUAUUCUCCAGAAGUAAAUCCUUUCACUAAUAACAUACAUCAGGGGCCUUACCAUUGGGUGAGAUCAAUGGACCCCUCAAAUCCUGAGGAAUCUUCUCAUACAUCACAUACUGUUACCCCAGAAAUACAAAUCAUGUCCCCUAGGAGACGCAGAGGAAGUCAGAAGACUCAACGUUCUUUCUCAUGUUUAGAGUGCGAGAAAUGUUUCGUUGACAAAAAAGGUCUUCUCAGACACCAGAGAAAUCACACAGGGGAGCGUCCUUUUUCAUGUUCAGAGUGCGGGAAAAGUUUCACUGAUAAAGUAUACCUUCAUCUGCACCAGAGAAGUCACACCGGUGAAAGACCUUUUUCCUGUUCAGAGUGUGGGAAAUGUUUUAGUCAAAAGGGAAUGCUUCUUGCGCACCAGAGAAUCCACACGGGUGUGCGCCCUUUCACAUGUUCUGAGUGCGGGAAAUCUUUCACUGCCAAGAAAGAGCUUCUUCAACACCAGAGAACUCACACAGGUGAGCGUCCUUUUUCGUGCCCAUUGUGCGGAAAAUGUUUCACUGCUCAAGGAAACCUUCUUAGGCACCAGAGAGGUCACACAGGUGUGCAACCUUUUUCAUGUCCGGAGUGCGGGAAAUGUUUUACUUCGAAAGGGGGCCUUCUUAGACAUCAGAGAAGCCACACGGGUGAACGUCCUUUCUCGUGUUUAGAGUGCGGGAAAACUUUCAUAGUGAAAGGAGACCUUAUUGUACACCAGAGAAGUCACACAGGUGUGCGUCCCUAUUCAUGCUUAGUGUGCGGGAAAGGUUUUGCUGCAAAAGGAAACCUUCUUAGGCACCACAGAUGUCACACAGGUGAGCGUCCUUAUUCAUGCUCCGUGUGCGGGAAAUGUUUCACAGAGAAAAGAAACCUUCUUUUACAUCAAAGAAGUCACACCGAUGUGCAUCCUUAUUUAUGCUCCAAGUGCGGGAAGUCUUUCACUACCAAAGAAAACCUUCUUGAACACGAGAGAAGUCACACAGAGGUGCAUUCUCAUUUAUGCUCGGAGUGCGGGAAGUCUUUCAAUACGACAGAAAACCUUCUUGAACACGAGAGAAGUCACAGAGAUGCGCAUCCUUAUUUAUGCUCGGAGUGCGGAAAGUCUUUCACUACGAAAGAAAACCUUCUUGAACACGAGAGAAGUCACACUGAUGUGCAUCCUUAUUUAUGCUCAGAGUGCGGGGAGUCUUUCCCUACGAAAGAAAACCUUCUUGAACAUGAGAAAAGUCACGCGAGAGUCAUUCAUGUUAUGAGUCCAGAAGGUCCAGUUUCAGAGAGUUCAGAAGGUCCAGUUUCAGAGAGUCCAGGAGGUCCCGUUUCAGAGAGUCCAGGAGGUCCAGUUUCAGUGAGUCCAGAAGAUCCAGUUUCAGAGAGUUCAGAAGGUCCAGUUUCAGAGAGUCCAGGAGGUCCAGUUUCAGAGAGUCCAGGAGUUCCAGUUUCAGAAAGUCCAGUUCAAGAAAGUCCAGAAGGUCCAGUUUCAGAAAUUAUAAAAGGACCAGUUUUAGGGAGUCCAGAAGGACCAGCUUCAGGAAGUCCAAAAGGACCAGUUUUAGAAAGUCCAGAAGGUCCAGUUCCAUACGUGUGCCAGGAAUAUGAAGUAGUGAAGAAAACACCUGGAGAACCUUCAACACCCAGCAGCCAUCUUCACGGAACGUCACCCAUCACAGUGCCUCCACCUCACUGUCAGAGAACAGAGAGAAAAGAGAAGAAGAUUCUAGAAGUCACCAACAAGAUCACUGAACUGUUGACAGGAGAGGAUUGUAAAUUAGUGAAGAAAGUAUCUAGUGAACCAUUAACACCCAGUAGUUGCCUUCAUGAAACAUCACCCACCACAGGGUCUCCACCUCACUGCCUGACAAGAGAGCUGUAUUCCCGGGAUUCCACACAGGAAGAUCAGGGUGAAGAUCUGAUGAACAUUAAAGUUGAGGAUGAAGCAGAAGAGACGUAUGUGAGGGAUGAUCAGCAAUGUAUGAAGGAGGCUGGAAUGACGUGGACAUUCAUAGAGGAGGACACUUCUACAGAGAAUAGCACAGAUGAACACUGUCCACAAAAUUGGAAUAUCUCUGAGGGACAUUAUAUGUUAUCUCCAGAUUAUAAUGCAGAAGAUAAAGUCAUCACACAACAUCCUCCAGAAGUAAAUCUCAUUACUCAUAAUAGACAUCACAGACCUCACCAAUCGAGAUCAAUGGACCUCUCUAAUCCUGAGGAACCUUCUGAUAAAUCCCAUACUAUGACAUCAGAUGUCCAUCUAUCCCACACUAUGACCUCAGAUGACCAUCUAAGAUCAAUGGAUCCUUCUAAUCCUGAGGAGCCUUCUGAUAAAUCCCAUACUAUGACAUCAGAUGACCAUCUAAGAUCAAUGGAUCCUUCUAAUCCUGAGGAACAUUCUGUGACUCCAGAGAUACAUCUACAAUCUCAGAGUACGGAUGGAUCUGCAGAUCUAUCCAGUCCCCAGGAAUCUUUUUUUAGGCAUGAAGCAGUUCACACAGGAGAGAGUUCAUUGUCAUGUUCAGAGUGCGGGAAAUGUUUUAGCAGCAAAAGAAAUCUUUUUAGACACGAGAGAAUUCACACGGACGAGCGCCCUUUUCCAUGUUCGGUGUGUAGGAAACGUUUCAUUACGAAAGAUCACUUUCUUAGACACCAGAAAAUUCACACAGGGGAACGUCCCCAUCAAUGUCGAGAGUGCGGGAAAGGUUUCGUCGAUAAAGCAGACCUUCUUAAGCACCAGAGAAGUCACACGGGUGAGCGUCCUUUUUCAUGUUCCGAGUGUGAAAAAUCAUUUUCUGCGAAAAACGAGCUCAUUAUACACCAAAGAAUACACACAGGUGUACGUCCUUUCGCAUGUACAGAGUGCGGGAAAUGUUUCACUGCGAAAAGAUACCUUUUUUAUCACCAGAGAAUUCACACCAGCGAGCGUCCUUAUUUAUGUUCAGAGUGCGGGAAAAGUUUUGUCAUGAAAGCACACUUUCUGAGACACCGGAGAAGUCACACGGGUGAGCGCCCCUAUCUAUGUCCCAAAUGCGGUAAAGGUUUCGCUGAUAAAGGAGGUCUUCUUAUACACCAAAGAACUCAUACGGGUGAGCGCCCCUAUUUAUGUCCGAAGUGUGGGAAAGGUUUCGCUGAUAAGGGAGGUCUUCUUAAACACCAAAGAACUCACACAGAUGAGCUUCCCUUUUCAUGUACAGAGUGUGGGAAAUCUCUUACCGUGAAAGAAGAGCUUAAUGCAGACCGGAGUAGUCACACGGCUGAGCGUCCUUAUUCAUGCUCAGCGUGUGGGAUAUGUUUCAUUGGCAAAUCGGGCCUUUUUAAGCACCAGAGAAGUCACACCGGUGAGCAUCCCUUUUCUUGUCCAGAGUGCGGGAAGUGCUUCACUGACAAAGGAAGCCUACUGAAACACCAGAACAGUCACACGGGAGAGCGUCCGUUUUCAUGUCCAGAGUGCGGGAAAUCUUUCAUUGAUAAAAAAAGCCUUAUUGGACACCAGAGAAGUCACACGGAGGAGCGUCCUUUUCCAUGCUCAGCGUGCGGGAAAUGUUUCACCAGGAAAGCAAAUCUUCUUAGACACGGGAGAACUCACACAGGCGAGCGUCCUUAUUCAUGCUCAGUGUGCGGGAAAUGUGUUACCUCAAAAGGAAGCCUACUAAAACACCAUAGACUUCACACGGGCGAGCGCCCUUUUCCAUGCUCCGUGUGCGGGAAAUGUUUCACGGACAAAGGAAACCUCGUUCAACACCAGAGAAGUCACAAGGACGAGCCCCCUUUUCCAUGCUCGGUAUGCGGGAAAUGUUUCACUGUGAAAGAUCACCUUCUUAGACACCAGAAAAGUCACACGGGUGUGUCCUGUAUAAAUCACAUGACCACAUCAAUAAGAAUGGAUGAGGGCCAAAGUCACAUGGCUGGGUGGAUAUUAAACCUCACCCUGAAGAUCAUCUACUUGUUGACUGGAGAGGAAUAUAAAGUAGUGAGAAAAGUAUCUGGUGACCCAUUAAAACCCAACAACUGCCUUCACAGGACAUCGCCCAUCACAGUGCCUCCCCCUCACUGCCUGACAACAGGGGAUGAAAAACUGAAGGAGAUCAAAGUUGAAGUUAAAGAGGAAGAAGAAGCAAGAGGAGAUCAACAGUCUAUGGAGGAGGGAGAGAUGAUUAUAAAAAGUAAACCCAAGGAAUAUUCUCUACAUAUAAACACAAAUGAACAUUGUGCACAAAACCGGAAUACCUCUGAGGGACAUUAUAUGUUAUCUCCAGAUUAUAAUGUAGAAGAUAAAGUCAUCACACAACAUCCUCCAGAAGUAAAUCUCAUUACUCAUAAUAGACAUCACAGACCUCACCAAUCGAGAUCAAUGGACCCCUCUAAUCCUGAGGAACUUUCUCAUAAAUCACCUUCUGUUACUCCAGAAAUACAUCUCAAAUCUCAAACUAAUUCCGAGGGAUGUUCUUUGAACCACGAAGGAGAUCACACAGGAAGACAUUCUUCCAAUAAAAAGAGAGGUCCUCUUAUGCACCGGAGAAGUCACAAGAGUGACAGUCCUCAUUCAUGUUCAGAGUGCGGGAAAAGUUUCACACAGAAAGGAAGCCUCCUUAUACACCAAAGAAUUCACACAGGUGUGCGUCCUUUUUCGUGCUCCGUGUGCGGGAAACGUUUCACUGCGCAAGGAAACCUUCUUCGACACCAGAGAAGUCACACGGCCAAAGAGGAAACCUCCUUCAACACCAGAGAAUUCACACGGGUGUGCGUCCUUUUUCGUGUUCGGAGUGCGGGAAAUCUUUCACUACAAAAGGAGAACUUCUUCAGCACCAGAGAAGUCAUAUGGGUGAGCGUCCCUAUUCGUGUUCAGAGUGCGGGAAAUGUUUCACUGCAAAACGAAACCUUCUUAGACACCAGAGAAGUCACACGGCGAGUCCAGAAGGUCCAGUUCCAGGAAGUCCAGAAGGUUCAGUUUCAAGGAGUCCAGAAGGUCCAGUUCCAAGGAGUCCAGAAGGUCCAGUUCCAGGAAGUCCAGAAGGUUCAGUUUCAAGGAGUCCAAAAGGUUCCAUUUCAAGGAGUCCAGACGGUUCAGUUUCAGAGAGUCCAGAAGGUCCAGUUCCAAGGAGACCAGAAGGUUCAGUUUCAAGGAGACCAAAAGGUUCCGUUUCAAGGACUCCAGAAGGUUCAGUUUCGAAAGGUUCAGUUUCAGGGAGUUCGGAAGGCUCAGUUUCAGGGAGUUCGGAAGGCUCAAUUUCAGGGAGUUCGGAAGGUUAAAUUUCAGGGAGUUCGGAAUGUGCAGUUCAGAGAGUCCAGAAGGUUCAGUUUCAGGGAGUCUAGAAGGUCCAGUACAGAGAGUCCAGAAGGUUCAGUUUCAAGGAGUCCAGAAGGUUUAGUUUCAGAGAGUCCAGAAGGUUCAGUUUCAGGGAGUUCGGAAUGUCCAGUUCAGAGAGUCCAGAAGGUCCAGUUUCAGGGAGUCCAGAAGGUUCAGUUUCAUAUAGAGAGUCCAGAAGGUCCAGAUCCAGGGAGUCCAGUUCCAGAGAGUCCCGAAGGUCCAGUUCCAGAGAGCACAGAAGGUCUAGUUCCAGAGUGUCCCGAAGGUCCAGUUCCAGAGAGUCCCGAAGGUCCAGUUCCAGAGAGUCCUGAAGGUCCAGUUCCAGAGAGUCCCGAAGGUCCAGUUCCAGAGAGUCCCGAAGGUCCAGUUCCAGAGAGUCCUGAAGGUCUAGUUCCAGAGAGCCCAGAAGGUCUAGUUCCAGAGAGCCCAGAAGGUUCAGUUUCAGAGAGUUCAGAAAGGUCCAGUUUCAGAGAGUCCAUGUCCAAAGAGUCCAGUUACAAAUUAUUUGGAUUUUACCUUGGCUGUUUUAUAGACAAGAGGAUUGAAGAAUGCAAUGAACACUGUGCACAAAACCGGAAUACCUCUGAGGGACAUUAUAUGUUAUCUCCAGAUUAUAAUGCAGAAGAUAAAGUCAUCACACAACAUCCUCCAGAAGUAAAUCUUAUUACUCAUAAUAGACAUCACAGACCUCACCAAUCGAGAUCAAUGGACCUCUCUAAUCCUGAGGAACCUUCUCAUAAAUCACCUUCUAUUACUCCAGAAAUACAUCUAGAAUCUCAGACUAAUUCCAAGGAAUGUUCUUCAAGCUAUGACGGAGUUCACACAGGAAUGCAUUCAUCCAAUGAAAAGAGAGAUCCUCUUAUGCACCAGAGAAGUCAAAAGACUGACCGUCCUCAUUCAUGUUCAGAGUGCGGGAAAGGUUUCACACAGAAAGGAAGCCUCCUUAUACACCAGAUAGUUCACACAGGUGUGAGUCCUUUUUCAUGCUCAGUGUGUGGGAAAUGUUUCACUGUUCAAGGAAAUCUCCUAAGACACCAGAGAAGUCACACAGAGUGCGGGAAAUGUUUUAGUCAAAGGGGAAACCUCCUUCAACACCAGAGAAUUCACACGGGUUUGCGUCCUUUCUCAUGUUCAGAGUGUGGGAAAUCUUUCACUACAAAAGGAGAACUUCUUCGGCAUCACAGAAGUCACACGGGCGAGCGUCCUUAUUCAUGUUCAGAGUGCGGGAAAUGUUUCACUGCAAACCGAAACCUUCUUAGACACCAGAAAAGUCACAAAGGGGAGUGUCCUUAUUCCUGUCCAGAAUGCGGGAAAUGUUUCACCCGGAAAAGUGCGGGAAAUCUUUCAUUGCCAAAGGAGAGCUUCUUCAACACCACUCGGGUGAACAUCCUGAUUCAUGCUCUGUCUGAGUGUGGGAAAUGUUUCACUGACAAAGGAAACCCUGUUCAACACCAGAGAAGUCCCAGGGUUCAUAGACAGUCAUCCUAUUGGUGUAGUGUUAGUGAGAUGGAGAGUCCAGAGGAUCCAGCUCCAGGGGUCCAGAAGGUCCAGUUUCAGGGAGUCCAGAAGGUCCAGUUUCAGGGAGUCCAGAAGGUCCAGUUCCAGGGAGUCCAGAAGGUCCAGUUCCAUGGAGUCCAGAAGGUCCAGUUCCAUGGAGUCCAGAAGGUCCAGUUCCAUGGAGUCCAGAAGGUCCAGUUCCAUGGAGUCCAGAAGGAUUAUAAAGUAGUGAAGAAAACAUCUGGUGAACCAUUAACACCCAACAGUUUUCUUCAUGAAACGCCACCCAUCACAGUGCCUCCACCUCACUGCCUGACAACGGAGGAAACCAGUGCCAAGAAGAUUCUAAAAGUGACCAACAAGAUCAUUGAUCUGCUGACAGGAGAGACACAGGAAGGUCACACCAUCCCUCACCAUCAUCAGGAUGAAGAUUUAAAAGCCAUCAAAGUUGAGAUUAAAGAGGAAGAAGAGGAGACAUUGGUGAGUGGAGAUCAGCAGUCUAUGGAGGAGGAGGAGAUGAUUAUGAACAGCAAACAGGAGGAACCUUCUCUACAUAUAGAUACAAAUGGCCACUAUACUUAUAACAGGAAUAUCUCUGAAGGACAUUUUAUUUCAUCUCCAAAUUAUAAUGCAGAAGAUAAUGACAUCACUCAAUUUUCUCCAGAAGUAAAUCUCAUUACUCAUAAUAGAUAUCGGGGACCUCACCAAUCGGGGAGAUCAAUGGACCUCUCUAAUCCUGAGGAACCUUCUGAUAAAUCCCAUACUAUGACUUCAGAUGUCCAUCUAAGAUCAACGGGUCCUUCUAAUCCCAAGAAACCUUCCGAACAAUCACAUUCUGUUACUCCAGAAGUACAACUAAAUUCUCAGCGUAUGGUUAGAUCAACAGAUCCGUCUAAUCCCCAGGAAUCUUCUUUAAGUCAUGAAGGACUUCACACAGGAGAGAGCUCAUUGUCCUGUUUAGUGUGCGGGAAAUGUUUUAAUAAAAACAAAGACCUUCUUACUCACCAGAGAAGUCACACGGGUGAGCGUCCUUUCUCGUGCUCAGAGUGCGGGAAAUGUUUUACUGAGAAAAUAUACCUUCUCCGACACGAAAAACGUCACAUGGGUGAACGCCCUUUCUCAUGUUCAGAGUGCGGAAAAUGUUUCACUGAGAAACAAUCGCUUCACAGGCACGAGAGGAAUCACACCGGCGAGCGCCCCUAUUCAUGUUCUGAGUGUGUGAAAUGCUUCACCGAUAAGGUAAAACUUCUUCUCCACCAGAGAAUUCACACGGGUGAGCGUCCCUAUUCAUGUUCAGAGUGCGGGAAGUGUUUUAGUCAAAGAGGAAACCUUAUUAAACACCAGAGAAUUCACACAGGUGAACGUCCUUUUUCAUGUUCAGAGUGCGGUAAUUCAUUCACUGCGAAAGGAGACCUUCUCAACCACCAGAGAAGCCACACGGGCGAGCGUCCUUUUUCAUGUUCAGUGUGCGGGAAGUGUUUCAUUCUGAAAAAGACACUUCUCACACACCAGAGAAUUCACACGGGUGAGCGACCUUAUUCAUGUUCAGAGUGCGGCAAUUCUUUCACAACAAAAGGAGACCUUCUUAAUCACCAGAAAAGCCACACGGGCGAGCGCCCUUUUUCAUGUUCAUUGUGCGGGAAAUGUUUCAUUCUGAAGAAGACACUUCUUACACACCAGAAGAGUCACACAGGUGAGAGAUGUCAUUCAUGUUCGGAGUGCGGGAAAAGUUUCAUUCACAAAGUAAGCCUUGUUAAGCACCAGAGAAUUCACACUGGCGAACGUCCUUAUUCGUGUUCAGAGUGUGCAAAGCGUUUUUUCGAGAAAAGACAACUUAUUAAACACCAGAGACUUCACAAUUAGGAGGAUGGGUUUGCAUGAUCGGAGUGUGGGAAAUGUUUUAAUUAUAAAUGGAAUCUUAAUUUGACAUCAAUUGCUGGUGAUUUCCAGCUGUCAAAAUGACAGCCGGAAUUUGCUAUGUAAAGAAAAGGGACCAUUUGUUUAUAUGCAAGUUAGUCCACUGUGUUCCAAUCAUCUGCAAACCAAAAGGAUGAGCUUUGAUCUGCAUAUGAUGUCAAAGUUACCAGACAAAAUUGUUUGUUUUCUUUGUUAUUUAAUAAAAUUUGUUCUUAUUGAA
Rana temporaria (common frog) is the source of this 9366-nucleotide messenger RNA. RefSeq lists its product as uncharacterized. Lineage: Eukaryota; Metazoa; Chordata; Amphibia; Anura; Ranidae. The record is from RefSeq and is a predicted model, not a curated record. The coding region runs from base 225 to 9092 and encodes 2955 amino acids. The transcript is spliced from 25 exons.